This is a messenger RNA of Gasterosteus aculeatus aculeatus (three-spined stickleback), 2437 nucleotides long. It is a transcript of the gene b3galnt2, whose product is annotated as beta-1,3-N-acetylgalactosaminyltransferase 2. The record is from RefSeq and is a predicted model, not a curated record. Gene Ontology annotation, biological process: protein O-linked glycosylation. Gene Ontology annotation, molecular function: hexosyltransferase activity; UDP-glycosyltransferase activity. Gene Ontology annotation, cellular component: Golgi membrane. Lineage: Eukaryota; Metazoa; Chordata; Actinopteri; Perciformes; Gasterosteidae.
GUAGUGGUGAGAGCCCGGCGGAGCGCUGCGGAGCUGAAAUGAAGCGCGCACGCACGUCGGCGGCUCACACCGCGCAGCGCCGUGCGGCUCAGGAAGAGGCUCCGCGCCGCCGAAGCUGAAGGCUGCUCCCGCCGAAUGAAAGGGCUCCGUCCAUGCGGAGGCUCGCGCUCACCUUGCUGCCCUGCGCCGUCGCCGUCCUGCUGCACUUGUGGUUGGCGGAGCGACCCUCCCACGCGCCGCCGGACGACAACACACACUCGGAUGCGUGACAUACUUUACCCUCACCCACAUCACGACCUGUCACGUCUUACCAUUCCAACGUGUUCUGGUGGGGUUUCUGUGUCCGAUGCAGAUGAAUCGGUGCCUUCCUAUGAAGUUCUGGUGGGGGUGCUGUCAGCGAGACAUCAUUAUGACCUGAGACGAGCCAUAAGGAAGACCUGGCUCGGCUACCUGCGAGAUCACCCUCACUUCAAGCACAGAGUGGCGGUGAAGUUCAUCGUGGGGAAACAUGGGUGUCCCAUUCCAGAGGAGGACAGAGAGGACCCCUACUCCUGCUCCCUCCUGAACCUCACGCAGACAGUGUCAGGACGGCAUGCGGAGAUCGAGAUCGUGAGGGUGCCCGACCCCUCGCUGCUCGCCCCCUCUGACGUGUCGGCCGUCGCCUUGGAUUUCAAGGUCCUCCACCCGGUGGUGAUCACCCGGCUCGGGGUGUUCCACAGCGGGGCCCGGCCGGAGCUCCAGAGCAAUGUGACGGUGAAGCUCCUCCAGCUGGACCAGGAGGAGGCGGUGGUGACUGCUCGCUUCAGUGCCAUCAGCACGGGGACCAUGGAGAGCGGCCUGUGGUACAAACCGGUGGAGCAGUUCAUCUUGCCCAAGGGCUUUGAGGGAACGCUGGUUUGGGAGAAUAUGGCCUCUGCUGGAUUGACAACGGUCAACUCGUCUGUGCAGCUCAACGAUGGAGGAGGUGUCCUCAAGAUCUCAUCUAUUGCAGAGGGCUUACUGCCUCAUAGAAGUGCACUUGGGUUUCCCGGAUUGGCUGGAGGCUUCACAUUUACCAUCUAUGAUGAAGACGGCCUGUCGGGGCUCCUGCGGGGCCGCCCGGCCAGGAUGGAGCGCCACGCCUCCGGCCUGAGGCAGGAGGACGCCGCCCUGCAGCAGGAGAGCCUGCGGCACGGCGACAUGGUGUUGGUGGACGUGGUCGACACCUACAGGAGCGUGCCUUCCAAACUGCUUCAGUUCUAUAAAUGGUCUGUGAGAAACGCUGACUUCAAUCUGCUGCUGAAGACGGAUGAUGAUUGUUACAUCGACGUGGACUCUGUGUUAACGAAGAUUGACCAGAAGGGUCUCAAGCGCAGCAAUUUCUGGUGGGGGAAUUUCCGACAGAGCUGGGCAGUGGACCGCAUUGGGAAGUGGCAGGAGCUGGAGUACGCCAGUCCCGCCUACCCGGCGUUCGCCUGCGGCUCCGGCUACGUGGUCUCUCGUGACCUGGUCCAGUGGCUCGCCAGCAACGCGGACGAACUGAAGGCCUACCAGGGAGAAGACGUGAGCAUGGGGAUAUGGAUGGCUGCUGUCGGACCACAGAAAUAUCAGGACCCCGGCUGGCUGUGUGAGAAAGAGUGCUACGUGGACAUGCUGUCGUCCCCCCAGCACACCGCCGAGGAGCUGCACGUCCUCUGGGACAGGAAGAGGGCCUGCGGAGACCCCUGUGGGUGUCCCUGGGGACACUGAGUUUGGGUCCGAUUCGCCGCGCGGCGCUGUGGGUAAAAUGCGCUCUGUGGUCUCCUUGCAAGCCCAAACUGAGAACAAUUUUAUGAUAAAACAAUUGGAGGAAUGUGGGGAAAAUAACAUUUUAGGUUUAAUAUUCACAAAGUAGUAUUGAAUACCAACAUGAAAACAUUUGCAGCUUUAGAUUUCAUUACUUGCUUGUAACCGUAGCGUCGUGUCAGCAUUUGUUUCAUGAAGUUCUUAUAUUUGAGAUUCAAAAUGUCUUCAAUGGAACAGAGAAAAUGUGGAUGAAGAUGCUUUAGUUUCGUGACGAGGACAACAACCACAUUGUGAUCACAUCAUGUAAGAGUCACUGCGGUAAAACGUAAGAAGUCUAAUAUAUUAUGGACUGCUGUGCAUUGCUAUGUUUCGUAUGUGAUUGUCCAAAGCUUUUCACACUUCACGAUAAUGUCUCACAAACACACACACACACACACACACACAGUGUGUCGUGUAACUGUCAUUGUGCAAAUAGUGACCUGGCCUUACUGUGUUUGUUAGGCGUCAUCCUGUAUGUAUGGCAACACUUCUUGUGAUCUCAACACAGAUUUGAAAUAAAAUGUUUGCGACAGCGUAUUUUGGAGCUCGAGCGAGCGGCCGUGAGAAGAGGCACUUGUUUAUUGCUGGUUCUAUAAAACCCUCCUCGCAGGUAAUAAAGUACACUUAAGGGAGA